UCCCAGUUAUUUUCUAUUUCACUCCUAGUCUCACCCCUCUCGCGGUCCGUUCUCCAGACGCAGCAGCUCGGCUGGUAUACGCCUAUUCCCGGCCAACCACCCUGUCCCACAGAGAGAAGAGAAAGAAUACGUGGGACGAAAGAUAAAGUAUCCUAGCUUGUAGUUUAGAUUUAUCCAGGACAAUCAGAGCGGAUAGGUUUCUCCAUCGACACAGAAAGAAACCCCGCCUUUACUCGUCUCGCGGUACCUCAACUUCUCCCACCUACUCUUUCUUUUUAUCUCAAUCCUUCAUUCUAUUAAAAUUGUUUUUGACUGGAUGGAAAGAUGUGGAUAAACUGCGGAAGUGGUCAGGUCGGACCCUAAUCUAAAACAACGAGACACCCGGGCCGUCACGAACGCAGCAGGCAGAAUAUAUUCAACAGGACGGAGCUAUACUUUCUCUGGCUGGAUUUGAUUUUCUGCUCAGCGGUCGAACUUUCUGAAAAUUGCAUAUAGGCUACCGCUGUCUGUUCUGUGUGCUCUAACUCAAAGUCUCAUACAUCGCCUUGGACCUCAGUGAGAGGGGAUUGGGACCAAAUAUGGUGUCCAGUCUGAGCGAGUGGUUCUGGAAUGAGCGGCUGUGGUUCCCUGAGGGGCUGGGUUGGGCUGACCUGGAGGACAAAGAUGGCCGUGUCUACGCCAAGGCCAGCGACCUUUGGGUGGUGCUACCCAUCGCCCUAGCCUUCCUCGUAAUACGACAGAUCUUCGAGAGGUUAGUGGCCACCCCACUGGCUGCUGUCAUGGGGGUGAAGGAGAAAGUUCGGCUCAUAGUCUCACACAACCCCACACUGGAGUCCUUCUACUGUAACACAACCAAGAACCCCUCACAGAGUUCUAUAGACAGUCUGUGUAAGCAGACAGGUUGUUCAGAGAGACAGGUGCAGAGAUGGUUCAGGAGACGCAGGAACCAGGACCGACCCAGUCUACUGAAGAAGUUCAAAGAGGCCAGUUGGAGAUUCACCUUUUACCUUCUUGCUUUCAUUGCUGGCCUGGCUGCCCUCAUUGACAAACCCUGGCUGUAUGACUUUAAGGAGAUGUGGCAGGGCUUCCCUAUUCUGACUCUCCUGCCGUCUCAGUAUUGGUACUAUAUGAUAGAGCUGGGUUUCUACGUCUCUCUAAUCUUCAGUGUGGCAUCAGACGUCAAACGGAAAGACUUUAAGGAGCAGAUGGUUCACCAUAUGGCCACCAUCUUCCUCAUCAGUUUCUCCUGGUGUGUCAACUACAUCAGAGCGGGCACACUCAUCAUGCUGCUGCACGACUCCUCCGACUAUUUACUGGAGUCCGCUAAGAUAUUCAUCUAUGCUGGAUGGAGAAACACCAGUAACUACGUCUUCUUCCUCUUCGCUGCCGUCUUCAUCUUCACUAGACUCUAUAUCUUCCCCUUCUACAUCAUUUAUUCUACGUACAUUUAUCCAAUGACUAUGUACUCUCCGUUCUUUGGAUACUACUUCCUGAAUUUCCUUAUGAUGGUGCUGCAGUGUCUCCAUAUCUUCUGGGCCAUCCUCAUACUGCGUAUGGCCGUCCGCUUCCUGAGCAGCGAUGAAAAGGUGGAGGACGAGAGGAGCGAUAAAGAAGAGACAGACGAGUCAGGGGAGGAAGAGGAGUGGGAGGAGAAGAAAGGUGCGGUGCAGAAUGGUCACGCCGCUCACAACAACCACCGCAAGACGGAGUAAUGAAAACGUGUGCCAGGAAGUAAGAGUGUGAAGAAUUCACAUUCCUCACUCAUCAGAG
Molecule: messenger RNA, 1770 nt
Organism: Oncorhynchus tshawytscha (Chinook salmon)
Lineage: Eukaryota; Metazoa; Chordata; Actinopteri; Salmoniformes; Salmonidae
Product: ceramide synthase 2-like
Exons: 11
Coding region: 579-1712 (377 amino acids)
Biological process (GO): ceramide biosynthetic process
Cellular component (GO): membrane
Molecular function (GO): sphingosine N-acyltransferase activity; DNA binding
Source: RefSeq, a predicted model, not a curated record